Messenger RNA from Rhizoctonia solani, 1071 nucleotides. Its product is annotated as DNA replication factor C subunit Rfc5. Gene Ontology annotation, cellular component: Ctf18 RFC-like complex; Elg1 RFC-like complex; nucleus. NCBI's taxonomy places the organism in Eukaryota, Fungi, Basidiomycota, Agaricomycetes, Cantharellales, Ceratobasidiaceae. The record is from RefSeq and is a predicted model, not a curated record. The coding region runs from base 1 to 1071 and encodes 356 amino acids. Gene Ontology annotation, molecular function: DNA binding; ATP hydrolysis activity; DNA clamp loader activity. Gene Ontology annotation, biological process: DNA repair; DNA-templated DNA replication. The transcript is spliced from 11 exons.
AUGUCCCUGUGGGUAGAUAAGUACCGACCACGCACGCUCGAUGACCUCAAUUAUCACUCGGAUCUUUCCAAGAGGUUGAGAUCGUUGGCAGGUUCAGGUGACUUUCCUCAUAUGUUAUUCUAUGGACCCUCCGGAGCCGGAAAGAAAACGAGGAUAGGAUGUACCCUCCGAGAAUUGUUUGGUCCAGGAGUGGAAAAGCUCAAAUUGGAUCAACGGGUCUUUCUCACCCCGUCAAAACGAAAAUUGGAUCUCAACGUCGUUCAGAGUAACUUUCAUAUCGAGAUUACUCCCAGUGAUGUUGGAAUGUACGACCGCGUUGUGAUAAGCGAGAUCCUCAAAGAAAUCGCACAAACGCAACAAGUUGAUUUAAACGCCAAACAACGAUUCAAAGUCGUCGUGAUCAACGAAGCCGAUUCUUUGACUCGAGACGCACAAGCCGCGCUCCGUCGAACCAUGGAGCGAUACAUGGGCAACCUCCGAAUUAUCAUGUGCGCCAACGGGACGAGUAAACUUAUCGCCCCGAUCAAGAGUCGAUGCUUGUUGGUCCGGGUAGCAGCUCCGAGCGAUCAGGAUAUGGAAUUGGCUUUGAGGGCGGUCGCCAAGCGCGAGCGGUUCGAUAUUCCGGACGAGGCCGCCGUCCGAAUUAUACAAGACGCCAAGGGUAAUCUACGAAGGGCGAUACUAGUACUGGAGGCUAUGAAAAUGCAAUCUCCAGAUCUGAACGCGACGACAAGUAUUGUAAAGCCUGACUGGGAGACGUAUUGCCAUAUGGUUGCGGAUUUGAUACUACAGGAACAGUCACCUCAGCGAAUUAUGGACAUUCGUGCCAAGGUUUACGAAUUACUAUCGCACUGUAUUCCUCCCACGGUUAUUAUGAAGACAAUAAUGGAGAGAUUACUGCAAGUGGUUGACGACGCAAUAAAACCUGAUAUCAUUCAUUGGGCAGCUGUCUUCGAACUCCGUGUGCGACUGGGAUCCAAAAAAAUCUAUCAUAUCGAGGCGUGGAUAAUCAAGGUCAUGAGUAUAUACAAGCACUUCUUUUAUGGAAUGGAUAUGGAAGAUUUCGAUUGA